This is a messenger RNA of Dentiscutata heterogama, 755 nucleotides long. Lineage: Eukaryota; Fungi; Glomeromycota; Glomeromycetes; Diversisporales; Gigasporaceae. The record is from the annotation of a GenBank genome assembly.
AAGGAAAAACACCUGCUCAAAGUUGCUGUCCGAAACACUUAAGAAGGAAAGAAACCCGCUCAAAGUUGCUGUCUGGACCACUUCAGAAGAAAAGAAAGUUGUUGUCUGGACCACUUCAGAAGGAAAGAAACCCGCUCAAAGUUGCUGUCUGGACCACCUCAGAAGGAAAGAAACCCGCUCAAAGUUGCUGUCUGGACCACUUCAGAAGGAAAGAAGCCCGCUCAAAAAAGAAACCCGCUCAAAGUUGUUUUCUGGAACACAAGACUACUUCAGAAGAAAAGAAAGUUGCCGUCUGGACCACUUCAGAAGGAAAGAAACCCGCUCAAAGUUGCUGUCUGGACCACUUCAGAAGGAAAGAAACCCGCUCAAAGUUGUUGUCUGGACCACUUCAGAAGGAAAGAAACCCGCUCAAAGUUGCUGUCUGGACCACUUCAGAAAGAAAGAAACCCGCUCAAAGUUGCUGCCUGGAACACUUUGGAAGGAAACCAGGAACCCCCUUGGAAGGAAUCUCACCCGCACGAAGUUGUAGCCAGGAACUCCCUUGGAAGAAAUCUCACCCGCACGAAGUUGUAGCCAGGAACUCCCUUGGAAGGAAUCUCACCCGCACGAAGUUGAAUAACCUCCGAAGAAAUCUCGCUCGCACGAAGUUGAAGCCAGGAAAUCCCUUGGAAGGAAUCUCAUUCGCACGAAGUUGUAGCCAGGAACUACCUUGGAAGGAAUCUCGCCUACACGAGGCUGGUUUCACCCGCACGUAG